AUGUUCACAUCAAUUGCUUUUAUCGUGCUUGCUUUAAUUAGUCAUGCAAUUGCUGGAAAUCCUUCUGCUCUUCCAAACACGACUUAUUUAACUGUUCCUGGUUAUUUCAACAAUAAACUAUUCCAUGUAUAUAUUUUUGACAUAUAUAAAGACACGCCUGCACCAGCAAUUGCACGCGUCAACCCUAUUUAUGUAUUUCUUAAACAUCCUAAAGAUAAUAUAGAUAACAUUCUACAACCAAGCAUUAUCGAUUUAAUUCCUGGUGAUGAUGGAUAUUCUGAUCUUAAAAGAGUAAACAUUGUAACCGGGAUAGAGAAUUGUCACAGUCCAAUUACAUCAUAUGAUGACCUAAAGAAGCUUGGUAAAAAAGUAAAAAUUUGCGAAACUGAUAUCUAUCUCAACAUUCCAGUUGAUUCCAAAGACAAUAGUAAAUUUCCCCACUUUUUACUAUGUUUUGUCACUGGUUCAUAG
Messenger RNA from Racocetra persica, 471 nucleotides. NCBI's taxonomy places the organism in Eukaryota, Fungi, Glomeromycota, Glomeromycetes, Diversisporales, Gigasporaceae. The record is from the annotation of a GenBank genome assembly.